AUGAGGAUGGUUCAGAGCAUGAAAGAGCAAGGCUCAAAGUGUGACUCAACCAUUAAGACUCUGAGGGAUUCAAAGCAGGCUCGCUUCUUCUCAACUUCUACACCUCCCUUCAAAACCCACAACAAUGACAAACUCAAAAAGGCUGAAGAGUCUCUCAGGACUGUCAUAGAGGGUCAACGAGGACGUUUACUAUGUAUUGGUGGAGACCAUGGUGGUGAUUAUAGAGUGAAUGGUUUUGGUUUGGGAGUUGAGUUGGAAGUCAUGGCGAUAGGUGAAGAAAGGCCACAAUCAAAAUCACAAUCGGAAGGGAAAGUGUGGAAUUUGUUGAAGCUUCCCUUUCUUCACUCAACUGCUUCAACCUCCAAUUCCGUUUCGUCCCUUGCUAGAUCGCUCCUCCCCACACGACGUCGUCUCAAGCUCGAUCCUUCCAAGAAGCUCUACUUCCCUUAUGAACCGGGCAAGCAGGCUAAGAGUGCCAUCAGGAUAAAGAACACCAGCAAAUCCAAUGUAGCUUUCAAAUUUGUCGAGCAUCCGCAGAAUAAUGAGAAGCCAGAAAAAACUGGCUUCAAAUUUAGAAUCAUGAGCUUGAAGGUCAAAGGAUCAAUUGAUUAUGUCCCUGAAAUGUUUGAUGAGCUGAAGGAUCAAGUAACAGUGAAGCAGAUUUUGCAGGUUGUUUUCCUGGAUCCAGAGCGUAGUAGUCCUGCUUUGGAAAAAAUGAGGCUCCAGCUAGCCGAGGCUAAUGCUGCAGUUGCGACACGUAAGAGAGCCCCAGAAGAUGCAGGCCCUAAGAUUCUCGGGGAAGGGCUUGUCAUAGAUGAAUGGAAAGAGAGGAGGGAAAGAUACCUGGCAAAGCAACAGAGUGAAAUGGUAAUGGACUCCAUAUAG
Sphenostylis stenocarpa is the source of this 885-nucleotide messenger RNA. NCBI's taxonomy places the organism in Eukaryota, Viridiplantae, Streptophyta, Magnoliopsida, Fabales, Fabaceae. The record is from the annotation of a GenBank genome assembly.